AUGAAUAAAGGUCUUCAAAAUCAAGAUGGUCAUGAUGGAUUUGAUUCACUAUCAAAAUCAACUGAUCCAGCAAAACUUUUAAUUGAUCCAAAUACAUUUUUUCAAGAUGGAACUAUGACCACACUAUCACUUAAUUACUCAUUUGAUGGAAAAAACGUUGAGCUACAACAAGAAAAUGAAGUGACACCAACAACUAUUGCAGUAACUCAUACGGAUAUUCAAGCAGUUUAUUUUCAUCGAUUUCAUACACCUCGUUCAUCUGAUGUAUGUCAUGCACGUUGUACAGAUGAUCUUGAAACUAAACUUUGGUUUGUUCCAUUAUCAAAAUCACCGAAUUCAAUUGUUGAAAACCCAAAUUGGUCAAAACUGAUUGUUAAUUUGGAUUUUGUUUAUGAAUUUAUAACAUCUGAAGAUGAUUUAUUUUAUUUAAGAACUAAUUCACAAGCGGAAAAUGUUCGUCUUAUUACAAUGAAUACAAAAACAAAUGAAAUUAAAGAAAUAAUAAGUGAAGAUAAAAAUGAAAUUGGAAGAUCAACAUAUCAAUUAUGCACUUAUAAAUAUCGAGAAACAAAAAGUAAUAUUUUUACUAAAAUUAAAACUGAAAUAUUAAAAUAUGGCAUACAACAAUUUGAUAAUAAUUUAAUAUUUUAUCUAAAACUGAUUGUUCAAUACAUGAUUUAA
Rotaria socialis is the source of this 681-nucleotide messenger RNA. Lineage: Eukaryota; Metazoa; Rotifera; Eurotatoria; Philodinida; Philodinidae. The record is from the annotation of a GenBank genome assembly.